GAACUCCUCACCAACCUCAACAAUGUGGUCGCGCCUCUUGCCCAUACUGGCUCUGUCCUCGCUCGCAGCAUCGGCGCCUACUCUUUGCAUGUGUGAUGAGCUCCCAGUAUGCAUUGUUGGUGCCGGCCCCGCAGGCCUAGCUGCGGCAGCCCGGUUAGAAGAGAAGGGUAUCAAGGCCGUCAUGUUUGACCGUCAACCAGAAGUUGGUGGUAAAUGUCAAGCUUGGUACGACCAGGAAGGCACCUUCCACCCCCUCGGCGCCGCCUUUCUCUCCAAUGCAAGCUAUCCAGACACUCUGAGUAUCCUCAACGAGACGAAUGUUCCAAUUCAAUCCUUUGCGCUCGCAGGCGCCCGCGAAAUGUUCCGGUACAACUACACAACUGGCAGCAUCGACCCAAACCCCGCAAUCAGUCCCGUGUUUACAGCUACCGUGUCUGCGGAGAUUCCGAGGUACAUGGCGUUGUGGAAUGAGCGCUUCCGGCCGAUCAGCGCUGUGAACUACAAGGAUGGUGUGCCAGAAGAAUUUACUGUCUCAGGCGCCGAAUGGUUCCGCCAAAACAACUUCACGGCGCUCCCAAUUCUUUUGGUAAAUCCGGUUGCGUUAUAUGGUUACGGCGAUAUCAACAUCGUACCUGCACUCUACAUCUUGCAGUACUUCACUCCAGAUAUCCUUACGGCCUUUGUCGGACUGCACAGCGUCUAUUACUUGGACUUUCAUAAGAUGUUCGUCGAAUUUGCAAAGAACAAAGUUUGCACAACCGACAUUCUCACUUCAUCCGAGGUCCGCUGCAUCGAUCGGUCCGGCAAGAACCCUGUCGUGUCUUACACUACGCCCAGCAACAACUACGUCGCUUGGAAGAAGCAAGAGUGCAAAGAGGUCAUCUUGGCCUUCCCGCCGAACAUCGACAACUUGGAGCGUGCCGGAUUAGACAUGACCGAGGUUGAACAUGCGACCUUCCAGAACGUCACGACGCAUCAGUACUACUCCUCGGCUGUUGAGCUGGAGCUUCCCUUUGGUGUAUCCUACAUCGCCAACGCCACAAACGACACAGUCCCACCACCAAACGACGGUGAACCGGUAGCUGUACUGCACUUGACUGAAUCGUCCAACGUCUCGGUAGCCUGGUCAUGGGGUCCUUAUGAAUUCCAGACCGAAGAGGCCGCGCGACAAUUGCUCAAAAAGAGUCUGUCAGAAGUCAACAAGGACCCGCGCAACGCCAAUGCAACGUCUCGCCCUGUCACCGACUCCGACGUGAAGGCGUUCCGCAAGUGGGACUACUUUCCCCAUUUCGGAAGCAAGGCGCUUUGCGAGGGGGCCUACGCCAAGCUUAUUGAUCUUCAAGGCCAGAAGAAGACCUACUAUGCCAGUGGACUUAGCGGCAUGGAAAUAGUCGAAUGGGCCGUGAGGGGUGGACGCGAAGUUGUUGAUACCUACUUUUAG
Molecule: messenger RNA, 1441 nt
Organism: Pyrenophora tritici-repentis Pt-1C-BFP
Lineage: Eukaryota; Fungi; Ascomycota; Dothideomycetes; Pleosporales; Pleosporaceae
Product: NAD-binding-8 multi-domain protein
Molecular function (GO): oxidoreductase activity
Source: RefSeq, a predicted model, not a curated record